Molecule: messenger RNA, 2119 nt
Organism: Caenorhabditis angaria
Lineage: Eukaryota; Metazoa; Nematoda; Chromadorea; Rhabditida; Rhabditidae
Source: the annotation of a GenBank genome assembly
AUGGCUUCGGCUAUGAAAUUUCAAUAUUAUUCCAAAAAGUUACCGGCUACAAAAUCAAUGUCGAAUAGUGUGUAAGUUAGCGAAACUGUUUUUGUUGAUUCGAAAAAACAUUUUUUUUUGAGAACUAUAAAUUCAAUGUCAAUUGAUGAGCAUCGUCUCGAAGAUUUUAAACGGAGAUUUAGAAGAAGUGGAUCACUUGGAAUCCCAUUUGUUCCAGAAGAAGAUGUGAAGCAGGUAAGUCUGUAAAACACCUAACAAAACUUACUACAACGUUGAUCUACAGUUAUUUGCAUCGUCCCGAAAAAAGUCGACAAUUCGUGAAGGCGAAGAAGAAGAUGGUAUUCAAAUUCUAACAAUUAUCGUGAAAUCAAGCCGGAAUUCUGAUGCUGUUUCAACAAUGUUAUCCAAACUUCCAUCUGAAACUCGUGUCAAACAUUUGGAAACAAGAGAUAGUCAAGAUGGAAGUUGUUCGAGUAUUGAAGUGUUGGUUGAAUUGGAACUUAUUGAAAUUUCGAAAAGUGAAGCGAUGGAAAUUAUGGCGAAUAAUGGUUUGGAGGUAAAUCAAAAAGUUACUUGAACUCGCUAAAUUAUUUCUGGGUAUUCUUAGGUUCAUGAAGUCUCUUAUACUAUUCAACCAAAUGAAACUAGCGAUCAAUUCACGGAACCAGGUUCAACUGAUGCAACAACUGGAUCAGAAUGGUUUCCAAAAUCAAUUUAUGAUCUAGAUAUUUGUGCAAAACGCGUAAUUAUGUAUGGAGUUGGAUUAGAUGCUGAUCAUCCAAGUUUUAAAGAUGAAGAAUAUCGAAAAAGAAGAAUGAUGUUUGCUGAUGUUGCAUUGAAAUAUAAACAGUAUCUAAAAAUUAUCUAUAAAAAUUGAAAAAAAACACAUUUUUCAGCGGCGAACAAAUUCCUCGCAUCGAAUAUACUGAAGAAGAACGUCGAACUUGGGGAGUGAUUUAUCGAAAACUUCGAGAGCUCCAUAAAAAACAUGCUUGCAAACAAUUUCUGGAUAAUUUCGAAUUGCUCGAAAGACACUGUGGAUAUUCGGAAAACAAUAUUCCACAACUCGAAGAUAUUUGCAAGUUUUUGAAAGCCAAGACUGGUUUUCGUGUUCGCCCAGUUGCUGGAUAUCUUUCAGCUCGUGAUUUUCUUGCGGGUCUCGCGUUUCGUGUGUUUUUCUGUACACAAUAUGUUAGACAUCACGCGGAUCCACUUUACACGCCUGAACCGUUAGUCAUUUGUGCUGAUGAUAAAUUAUAGUGUUUGAAUUUUAUAGGGACACUGUUCAUGAAUUGAUGGGUCAUAUGGCUCUUUUUGCUGAUCCUGAUUUUGCACAAUUCUCACAAGAGAUUGGAUUGGCUUCACUUGGAGCAUCAGAGGAGGAUUUGAAAAAAUUGGCAACGGUAAGAGAAAAAUAGAUGUGUGGGUGGGUGGAAAUUAGAUACUUGAAUGAAUUAUUCAUCAGAUUCUUUUUGAAUUCUGCUAUGAAUCACGUCUUCUGGUAAAUGUAGAAUAGAGCUAAAUUAUCCCGUUUCGAUUUCUGAAACGAAUUAAAAAUGAAGACUAUUUCAGCUCUAUUUCUUCUCAAUCGAGUUUGGUUUAUCAUCUGAUAACGCCGCCGUUUCACCGGAUAAAGAAACGGCUGGACAGAAAUUCAAAGUUUAUGGAGCAGGUUUAUUGAGCAGUGCAGGAGAACUUCAACAUGCUGUUGAAGGAAGUGCAACAAUUCUGAGAUUUGAUCCAGAUCGAGUUGUUGAACAAGAAUGUCUUAUUACCACUUUUCAGAUCGCCUAUUUUUAUACUAGAAAUUUUGAGGAGGCACAACAGAAAUUAAGGUGAGUUUAGAUGGGCCUGAAUUCUGUCGAUGUUCAGUUCCACUUCUGAAAUUCUGCCAAGUCUCAAAUAAUUUGCCACAAUACUAAAUCAUACAUUGUGAUAAGUUACCAUCUUGAUUUUCAGAAUGUUCACAAAUAAUAUGAAACGUCCAUUCAUUGUUCGCUACAAUCCAUACACUGAAAGUGUCGAAGUUUUGAAUAAUCCAAGAGCAAUUAUGUUGGCUGUUAAUAGUUUGAGAAGUGAUAUCAAUCUUCUUGCUGGAGCUCUUCACUACAUUCUCUAA